Botrytis byssoidea is the source of this 2350-nucleotide messenger RNA. RefSeq lists its product as uncharacterized. The transcript has 2 exons. Lineage: Eukaryota; Fungi; Ascomycota; Leotiomycetes; Helotiales; Sclerotiniaceae. Bases 486 to 1790 code for a protein of 434 amino acids. The record is from RefSeq and is a predicted model, not a curated record.
AAUUAUAUUACUCUGUACAUUCAUUACAUUCAUUACAUUACACUCCGUCCCUUACCUACAUUCACAUUACCUUGUUGCCUCGAAUGAUGCAGUCUAUUUUAACCUCAUCUUCAUCAUAUCUUAGAGAGCGGUGACGAUCUUUUCACAUUAUUACAUAUCAACAACCAGAUAGCCAGACGAAACCACAUCACAAACAUCAUCCACCCUUCCAAACCAAAAAUCGAGGUGGCUGAACAGAGCCGAAACUUCAAUCCUAAAACUCUAGACCAGAGCAUUUUCUCAAGAUUCCACUAGGAAUUGGGUCUUUUUCCUAAAAAAACUAGCUUGAGCACUUGUUUCUACAACAUUUACAAUAAUAAUAAACGACAGACCCGAACUACUUAAUAUCAAACUCCGAGCAUAACCUCUUUACCACAACGAAUUGAAACUCUUCGAAUCAUAACCCUAUCAUCAAAUCGCAUAAUCAAUUAUUUACAACAGUAUACAUGCCUGGAAUCAUCAUGGCGGAAGUCCAGCAACCGUCUCUGCAACAAAGCCAACCACGAGCAAUCCCUGGACAGGACACUGCUUUGCAGAUAUCACCCCCAGCUUCCACAACAUUACCGCAAUCUGCCUCGACAAAUCGCAUUCGAAAUUCGCAUCUCGCUUUAGAUACCUUUUCUCCUGUGAACCAGAAUGGAAGCUUUGAGUGUGAUCGUGUAUUGAAGAGUGGUUAUUUGCAGAAACGAACGAGGAAAACAAAGGCAUGGAAACCCGUAUUCCUCGUCCUGAGACCAAAUUACCUCUCAAUCUACAAAGACCAAAAUGAAGAUAAACUUCGUCAUAAGAUUCACCUCUCCGAUUUAACAGCCGUCGCCUUUCUCAAAGAUCCCAAACAAAAGCGGCGCAAUGUCUUCGGUCUCUUUACUCCCGCUCGCAACUAUCAUCUGGAAGCCACCACCAAAGGCGACGCCGAACAAUGGGUCGAUCUCAUCCGCAAAGAAGCACGAAUCGACGAAGAAGAAGAGGAAGAAAUGUUACUCGCCAGUCCCUCCGGUAACGUAAAUAGUACCUAUCCGGGCUUCGAUCAAAGCAUGGCGCACGAGCAACUCCAACGAAGAACCGAAGCCCAAAUUCUGCACGACGAAAGACUAGGAAGUAGUUCCCCGGAACCCACAGAAUCCAUCAUCCCCCGCGCAAACAAGAAACAAAACAUGUCGGCCAUGGGAGGAGGAAGACGUCCCUCCAACACGAUUGAAUAUUCCGGCAACGAACUUGUCUCCGACGCCGAAUUCUCAGAUACAGAUCUCGCGCGUGUCCCCGGAAUGUCGACGCUUUCUCUGACUCUGCACAAUCCUCCUCCAAACCCGAAUCCCAAUCCCGAUCUCGAAGUUAAACCUCCCACGACCACUCUCCCCCUCGGCCGCAACACAUCACAGUUAUCCCUCUCGCACCCGAAUCCCCUCCCCGAACACGAUCCCGAACGUGUAGUGUACCAAGGAUAUCUUCUGUAUCUGCGCUCGAAAAAUGGGAUUCGUUCUUGGAAAAAUCUCUGGGUUGUGCUUCGUCCGCGCUCAUUAUCUUUCUACAAAAACGACUCGGAAUACUCGCCCGUCAUGAUUCUAUCCAUGGAAAAUGUAAUUAAUGUUGUGGAAAUCGAUCCGCUGAGUAGGACGAAACGAUAUUGUUUUCAAGUAAUUGGUGAGGAGAAAAGUUUUAAAUUCUGUGCGGGAAGCGAAGGGGCGUUGGUUAAUGUCUUGGGAGCGUGUAAGAGUUUGUUGGCGAGGAGGAAGGGUGGCGUAGGUGCUUGAGUUGCGAGAUGAGAGAUCAUUCAUCCCCUUAUACGGGAUGAAAUGAAUCGAGAAGAGAAGAACAUUAGAUAAGAUAAGAAAAGGAUUCCUAUUAUCCAGCGUUAGGAAUUGUACAUAAGCUGGUAGAUUUGAGCGAACGUGCUUGCGAGCGGGAAUCGGAGUGGGAGUAUGGAUACAGGCAAUGCAUGCAGAGGAAGAGUGUGAUCAAGGCGUUGGGCAGCGGAAAUGGGAGCGCGGAUUGGGAAUGGGAUGAAAGUUCAGAAAGUCCCGGACUGAUAUAAUAACGACACGAAACGAAACUUAUGAUGAGAUGUAAAUGUUAAUCGGAACUCAAUAUGCAUAUUUAUUUUUGUACAUUUUGGUUGUUUGUUUGUGGUUUUGUGUGUGUGUGUGUAGUUUUGAUUUUGAUUUUGGUACGAGGGUAGAAAGGAAAGGAAAGGAAAGGAAAGGAGAAAAGAAAUAGGCGAGUAUGUAUGGUGAAAAGAGAGGGGAGAAGGAGAUAGACGAGGAGAGGAGAAGAAAAGAGGAGGGAGGGAGAGAAUGGGUAAUUAGAAAGAAGG